AGGUCCUAAAUCCUUUAACGCGCACAUGCGCAAAAGAAAAUUUCUCUUUCUCGGUGGGCGCAAUGGCGGACGCAGAAAAAAAGAAGGUUCCGGCAGUCCCUGAGAGCCUUUUGAAAAGGCGAAAGGCCUUUGCCUCCAUUAAGGCCAUGCGUGUCAAGAAGAUGCUGGCCGAGAAAAAGGCCCGCAAGGUGACCAGGAAACUGAUCUACAAGAGGGCCGAGAAGUACCACCAGGAGUACAGGCAGAUGUAUAGGCGUGAGAUCCGUCUUGGUCGUAAUGCUCGCAGAGUGGGAAACUACUAUGUGCCAGCAGAGCCCAAACUGGCCUUCGUCAUCAGGAUCAGAGGUAUCAACGGUGUCAGCCCCAAAGUCCGCAAAGUUCUGCAGCUGCUCCGUCUGCGCCAGAUCUUCAACGGUGUGUUCGUCAAGUUGAACAAGGCUUCAAUCAACAUGCUCAGGAUUGCUGAGCCUUACAUCGCUUGGGGGUACCCCAACCUGAAGUCUGUGCGUGAGCUCAUAUACAAACGUGGCCAUGGCAGGAUGAGGAAACAGCGCAUCGCCCUCACAGACAACGCUCUGGUGGAGAAGGCCCUCGGCAAAUAUGGCAUCAUCUGCAUGGAGGAUCUCAUCCAUGAGAUUUACACAGUUGGAAAGAACUUCAAGCCCGCCAACAACUUCCUGUGGCCCUUCAAGUUGUCAUCCCCCCGUGGUGGUAUGAACAAGAAGACCACACACUUUGUGGAGGGAGGAGAUGCUGGCAACAGGGAGGAUCAGAUCAACAGAAUGAUCAGGAGGAUGAACUAAAGUUGUGGUUUUCAAAGGACUCAAAUUGUACAAUAAAAACAUGGAAAAAAACUCCCUUGGUCUUGUCAUUAUUGUGAUUGUGUCAUGUAACGGUGUGUAGCAAAAGUAUCCACCACCGCCCCCUUCAAAUGUAUUUAAAUUUGAGUAACUUAAAAUUAAUCCUGAUAAACGAG
Molecule: messenger RNA, 976 nt
Organism: Scatophagus argus
Lineage: Eukaryota; Metazoa; Chordata; Actinopteri; Scatophagidae
Gene: rpl7
Product: ribosomal protein L7
Exons: 7
Coding region: 63-803 (246 amino acids)
Biological process (GO): maturation of LSU-rRNA from tricistronic rRNA transcript (SSU-rRNA, 5.8S rRNA, LSU-rRNA)
Cellular component (GO): cytosolic large ribosomal subunit
Molecular function (GO): RNA binding; structural constituent of ribosome
Source: RefSeq, a predicted model, not a curated record